AUGAUGAAGCUGCUGCUGGAUGCUCCUGGUCAUCACGAUGCACAUAUGAAACAUCUGCUCCUGCUCGGACUCAUACAAUCAUCAAACAACCAGCCACUCUUGGAAAACAUAAAGUCGGAUUGA
Molecule: messenger RNA, 123 nt
Organism: Caenorhabditis elegans
Lineage: Eukaryota; Metazoa; Nematoda; Chromadorea; Rhabditida; Rhabditidae
Gene: Y116A8C.469
Exons: 1
Coding region: 1-123 (40 amino acids)
Source: RefSeq, marked reviewed